Messenger RNA from Phyllostomus discolor (pale spear-nosed bat), 2153 nucleotides. It is a transcript of the gene GNA12, whose product is annotated as G protein subunit alpha 12. Gene Ontology annotation, molecular function: guanyl nucleotide binding; GTPase activity; G-protein beta/gamma-subunit complex binding. Bases 104 to 1252 code for a protein of 382 amino acids. The record is from RefSeq and is a predicted model, not a curated record. The transcript is spliced from 4 exons. Gene Ontology annotation, biological process: adenylate cyclase-modulating G protein-coupled receptor signaling pathway; Rho protein signal transduction. Gene Ontology annotation, cellular component: brush border membrane; heterotrimeric G-protein complex. Lineage: Eukaryota; Metazoa; Chordata; Mammalia; Chiroptera; Phyllostomidae.
AGAGCGGGCCUCCGGGCGGCGGCGGCGGACGCGGCCUGAGGGAGCGGCCGGCUGCCGCGCGGGGCUCGCCUCGCCCGCGGCGGGGUCCAUGGCCUGAGCGGCCAUGUCCGGCGUGGUGCGGACCCUCAGCCGCUGCCUGCUGCCGGCGGAGGCCGGCGGGGCCCGCGAGCGCAGAGCGGGCGGCGGCGGGGCCCGCGACGCGGAGCGCGAGGCGCGGCGGCGCAGCCGGGACAUCGACGCGGGGCUGGCCCGCGAGCGGCGCGCCGUGCGGCGGCUCGUCAAGAUCCUGCUGCUGGGCGCGGGCGAGAGCGGCAAGUCCACCUUCCUCAAGCAGAUGCGCAUCAUCCACGGCCGCGAGUUCGACCAGAAGGCGCUGCUCGAGUUCCGCGACACCAUCUUCGACAACAUCCUCAAGGGCUCGAAGGUCCUGGUGGAUGCGCGGGACAAGCUGGGGAUCCGGUGGCAGCACCCCGAGAACGAGAAGCACGGCAUGUUCCUCAUGGCCUUCGAGAACAAGGCCGGGCUGCCCGUGGAGCCCGCCACCUUCCAGCUGUACGUGCCCGCGCUGAGCGCGCUCUGGGGCGACUCCGGCAUCAGGGAGGCCUACAGCCGCCGGAGCGAGUUCCAGCUGGGGGAGUCGGUGAAGUACUUCCUGGACAACCUGGACCGGAUCGGCCAGCUGAACUACAUGCCCAGCAAGCAGGACAUCCUGCUGGCGCGGAAGGCCACCAAGGGCAUCGUGGAGCACGACUUCGUCAUCAAGAAGAUCCCCUUCAAGAUGGUGGACGUGGGCGGCCAGCGGUCGCAGCGCCAGAAGUGGUUCCAGUGCUUCGACGGCAUCACCUCCAUCCUGUUCAUGGUGUCCUCCAGCGAGUACGACCAGGUGCUCAUGGAGGACCGGCGCACCAACCGGCUGGUGGAGUCCAUGAACAUCUUCGAGACCAUCGCCAACAACAAGCUCUUCUUCAACGUGUCCAUCAUCCUCUUCCUCAACAAGACGGACCUGCUGGUGGAGAAGGUGAAGGGCGUCAGCAUCCGCAAGCACUUCCCCGACUUCCAGGGCGACCCGCACCGCCUGGAGGACGUGCAGCGCUUCCUGGUGCAGAGCUUCGACCGCCGGCGCCGCAGCCGCAGCAAGCCGCUCUUCCACCACUUCACCACGGCCAUCGACACGGAGAACAUCCGCUUCGUGUUCCACGCGGUGAAGGACACGAUCCUGCAGGAGAACCUGAAGGACAUCAUGCUGCAGUGAGGCGGCCCGGCCGCGGCGCGGGCCUCCGCGAGCUACUGGAUCCCGGGGGUGCACACUACUGAGACUCCGCGCGCCGCCCGCUCCCGUGGCGGCCGCGCGCGCGCGCGUGCACAGCGCGCUCUCCCGCACAGCAGCGCCGCGCCGUCGGACGCAGCGUCACCGAGCGUGCGCGCUCUCUCUAAUGACGAAACACUGACCGGCCGGCCUCGCCCACGGCGCUCUCCCUAACCUGCAGGUCUAACCCCAAGCUCUGCCGCCGUAGCCCGUAGGAGGCCGUGUGCACACUGAUGCUGCUAACGCAGUCCCGCCCCGCCCGCCAGGGGUCCCGGCGCCACCUCCCAAAGUGAGCGAGUUGCCUUUGGAAGCUCCCGUGCCCAGUUCCUGAGAGGCCCCCGCGCAGGCCCUCGGGUGAAGCCCGGGGCCCGCCUCGGAGGGUGGGGUGGGACCCCACGGGUGCGGUCUUGCCUUACUGUCCCAGUGUGCGCUGCCCCUCCUGCCUGUCACCUUCCCCGGGUCUGUGGACGUGCCGCGUCCCUCUCCCCUCUAGGCGCACAGCGGUGCUUACUACUCUGGAUCCGCCCUGCCCUCCCCUGCCCACUGGCAAAGACACCCAACCGGCCUUGCGGGUGACUGUCCCACCUCAGGAGUGCCCUCCUGAUGAUCCCUGCUGUUGGCUGCCCUUUCGGCCGGCAGCUGCAGGGUUACCAGCACAGCCUGCCUUCAUGCCCCUGCGGGGGCACCGCUGACACUGCCCUGCAGGAAGCCGGCGGCCGCAGCACCCGAGUUUCUGCAGCCCGUCCCCAUCUCGGCCCUCCUUGCCGGCCCGGCUCCGGCCCAGGGUCCCCGCCUCUUCAGCGCCUACACAGCACGGGCCUCGGCUCUCAGCUGGGCCAGCGGGAGC